UCUGUCUGGAAGUGUCCGACUCCGCGCCCCGUGUCUGUGCGCGACUCAGUCGGGCCCCUGAACGCCUUUACUUUUCCAGAGGUGUGGGAAGGAGACAGUCCCAGCGAACGCCGAAGCUGCUGGGGAGUGCACGGUGUGGCCAAAUUAUGCAGUGGGGGUCUUACUCGGAGACCCCCUGCGCCUACCCUUAGGCCCAGGAGCACUUGGAGAAUUCGGGGUCCCUCCCACCUGGAAUCGCGCGGUCCCCCUGCCAGAGAUCUGAGCCCUACUUUCCCGACAGUGAACCCAACAGGAAAGGCAGUGAAAUGUGCCGGCCAGCGGCCGUCCGCUUUCCUGGUGGCACUGUGGCCCCGCGCCAGACCAAGUGACUCUGCCGCCCCCUGCGGCAGCCAGGACCUGGUCUUCUCUGCUCCUUCGCGGGCCUCGACUCCCAGAACUUGAACCUCCAGGACCCACGGAGCCAGUCAGCCUCAGCGCCCAUCCCCAUAGUCAUGGAUGCUCUGGGUCCUGGGGGCGAUCGGGCCUCCUCAGCCUCUUCCACUCGCAGCUUGGACCUGCGACGACUGUCGGUGCGCGUCGACUCGGCCUACAGCUCUUUCUCCGCGGGCUGCGGCGGUCCUGAACCACGCUCGCCGUCGCCCGAGACCGACCCUGUGCCAUAUCUAGACUGCGACUGCAUGCGCGUGGUAUGGGGCGGCCCGGCCCCCGCCCCGCCUGCCGCCGGCCUUCUCAUGUGCCCGCGACCCCGGCCUGCGGCAGCCACGCUCUACGGGCCGCACCUCCCAGAGAUACAGGGGACCCCGGGGCCGCUCAACAGGCAGGCCACCCCGCUGCUGUAUGCGCUGGCGGCCGAGGCUGAGGCCGCGGCGCAGGCUGCGGAGCCGCCCAGCCCACCGGCCUCACGGGCUGCCUAUCGCCAGCGGCUGCAGGGCGCGCAGCGACGAGUGCUGCGGGAGACGUCCUUCCAGCGCAAGGAGCUCCGCAUGAGCCUGCCUGCCCGCCUACGGUCGGUCGCACCCGUGCGGCCCUCCACGGCGCAUCUGCGCUCCGCCUCGCUCAGCCACCCGGUUGGGGAGGUGGAGCCGGCACGCUCCGGGGCUCCGGCGCCAAGUACCGCCGGCCUAGGGCGCCUCGCCAGCCAGCAGCGGAAGUGGUGCUUCUCAGAGCCAGGGACGCUACAUCGUGUGGGUCAGGGCUCUGGGCCCGCGGGGGAAUGCUCGGGUGAGGCUUGCUCUCGCUCUGACCUCGCCAAGCCCAAGUCCCAGGAGCUGCCGCGUGGGGCUGAGUUCGAAGGCCACCAAAUCGGAUGGCUGCCCGGGACCCAGCCCCGAGGCACAUCAGACCCGGACCUGGGAUCCUUGAAGCUACAUGAGGCCUACAAGCCUACCAGUCGGAGUCAGAGCACUUCAGGGGAAGUCUUGGGCCGCUGGAGAGGCCCAGGUAGGGUCAUACCCAUUGUCCAGGCCAUUCCUCCAGGAGCAGAACCCCCCAGACCGUUGUGUCAGGCCAAAUUUUCCAGGUUCCUGACUCAGGAGGCAGUUGCAGUGGCGUGUCCUGCAGAAGACCCCCAGCAAAGCCCAGCCGACUGUGAGCGGAAGGUCUCAAAGACUUGCAUUGUGUCUGCCCGGCUCCCCUCCCUGUCUGAUGAUGACGUUUUCCUGGAAGAAGCCCCCCUGGUCAGAAUGAGAUUGCCUCAACACUCCUGUGCUCCCCAGGGGCUCCCAACCAGUGCUCAUGCUUCUCAUCAACAGUAUGGAGCUGAUCAGGACCAAAGUGCUGACCGGGCUACAGUCACCCCACAACACCCUGUCCGUGAGCCCCCAGAGGCUUCAGGGGCAGACAGCUGCUGGCAGGGGGUGAACGGUUCUGUGGGUGUCUCCAAGAUCACAUGCUGUAACAGCUCUGGAACUGCAAAUGGUGACAUUCCAACCAGUGAUCCCACUAGACUGCUGACCACUGACCCCCCUACAGCUGCAGAGAGUGACCACCUUAAGCCUCUCCCAGCUGAUUGCCUGGAACUUCCAGGCAAUGACACCCCAAGACCUCCUGACCACACUGCCCUACCCUGGGGCACUGGCAAACCUAGUUCCAGGCCAACAUGGCCCAGUCAGCGCCUCGAGGAGCUGGUUCAGGAGCUGGCCAGGCUGGAUCCCUCUCUGAGUGACAUUCUUGCCCCCCACCCCAGCCCAGAGCCACCCCUGGAUGUGCUGGAUGGACUGAUUCCUUUAGCUGAGGUCUGGGCUGCAAUGAGGCCAGCCUGUGGGGAGGCUGGAGAGGAGGCUGGUGGUACUUCUGAACCACAGUCCUGCCUACCCAGCUCUGCCCAGCUCCUGACAACUUCUCAGGACGAGACAAGGGCUGAAAACUUUACCAUGUGCCCUGUGCCUGAGCAGCCAUAUGGUCAGGGGCCCCCUGAGCCAACCAACAGCAUCCAGGCCAAGAAGGCGGAGCUGGCUGACCUCCUCCAAAAGAUGCUGCGGGACCUUCAAGCUGAACAGGAGCGGCUGCGCGGGGCGGCCCAGGCAUGCGCCAGGCGCAGGGCGGCUCUGGAGUCUGCAAUGGGCCAGGCCUGUGCACCUCAGGAGCUAGAACGGUUCAGCCGGUUCAUGGCCGACCUGGAGCGCGUGCUGGGACUUCUGCUUCUGCUGGGCAGCCGCCUGGCCCGCGUGCGUUGUGCCCUGGUCCGGGCGGGCUCAAACGGCGACCCUGACGAGCGGGCCUCUCUGCUGCAGCGACUCAGGCUCCUGCAGCAGCAGCAGGAGGACGCCAAGGAGCUGAAGGAGCAUGUGGCGCGGCGGGAGCGAGUCCUCCGCGAGGUGCUGAUGCGAACAUUGCCAGUGGAGGAGCUUCAUGCCUACUGCGCCCUGCUGGCUGGCAAGGCCGCUGUCCUGGCCCAGCAGCGCAGCCUGGACGAGAGGGUUCGCCUUCUCCAGGAUCAACUGGAUGCCGUCAAAAGUGACCUUGGCCAUCGCUCCCUGCUCUCUGGGCCGGCCAGGCCUCCAGGGACUCGACCUCCGGAUAAACCACCCUUCCCACCUCCUUUCUUCUAGUUACUGACCGUGGGAGAGGUGGGUACUGGCCCAGCUUCUCACCCACAUAACUGGGGGGUGAUACUGGUUUAUUUGGUGCUUUUCCCUUGUGGGCUUCAGGACGUUGGGGGACGGGGGAGACCUUGGAGGGAAGGCUUUUGCUAUCCCCAGGAUACUCCUUCCAAGUAUUCUUAUGUGGCCUUGCCCAAGUCAUGGGUAUUAUUAGGUAAUUAAUUUAUGGAUCCUAAAAACUGCAGUAUUCCCUUUUGGUGAUGAGAGAGGGGCUCCGUCACAGUUGUGGAAAACAGGAGACAAGCUAGAGGAGCACUUCAACUUCAGAUAUAAAAUGGCAUGUUUGUUUUUCCCAUAAAAAUUGAUUAGAGAAGUGUGUGUGUCACCUGGAGAAUAAUGUGGUGGGCGGGCCCUCUUGUUUACACACUACAAACACCAACCCUGACUGACUGGAGAAGAAAGGGAUUUGCUGAAAGGACAUGAGUCAGUACUGGGAGUCUCUGGGAAAACUACAGAACCAGGAUUGAAAACAGGAGGAACCAAGGGAGAUGCCGGCCCCUCAACUCCACUGCUUAAUAAACCCUAACUGUUCUGGUAACUGCACCACUCUGCAAAAGCCUAGGUCUGAUGGGUUAGCUGGUUUCUACCCAAGCCACCAGCCUCAGUUGUGGAAGCGGGAUUACUGCCUCCCUUCAAGACUAGGGAAUUUCCCCAAACUGAAAAUGGAUUCAGAUGCUUGAUGCCUAAAACCCCAGCAAAUAUCCAGUAUACUGGGCAUUUGGGGACAUUCAUUCUAAGACCUGAAAAAAAUUUUUGUACUCUUCCAAUUAUGUUAUCAAAACUGAGUUUACCCACCUUUCCUUUGGAAAGCCCACCGGUUUGGCCAGGCCUGAGGAGAGCAGCAGGAGCUGGGAGGGAGUGGGAGAAGGGGGCAAGGGGUGGAGGACCUGGAGACCUGCCAUGUGGGGGCUGAGGACCUGGAGAAGCAGCUUGGGUUGUGUGUCAGACUGAUGUGAGGUGGGUGGGGGUUGGUAGUGGGAAGUUAUGGGCUGGAAUGGUAUGAAAAUUAGGACACACUUGUCUCUUGCUGUGUACACAGAAUCUGUUAGGUUCUAAGAUGUCAUUAGUUGUUGUCAAGUCUGACUCAUGGUGGACCUAUGUGUGUCACAGAGUAGAACUGCACUCUAUAGGAUUUUCAAGGCUGUGGCUUUUCAGAAGCAGAUCGCCAGCCCUAUCUUCCCAAGCACUUCUGAGUGGGUUCACAGUGCUAACCUUUCAGCUAGUAGUCAAGCCCUUAACCAUUUACACCACCCAGGGACUCCAGGUUCUAAGAUAUGUAUGUGAAAAUCUGCUUCAGUAUUUGUAGCUGCAAAAAACUAGGGGCAAGAACAUUGUCCAUGCAAAUGUUCAGUUUAUUUUUGGAACCUGGGCACAUUGAAGCAUGUGUACGUGUAUUCAAAGCCAACUGACCCCAAAGUGAGAAAUUUCUGCUUCUGGGCUUGUUUUCUGAUGCUUAUUGUCAGUAAAUGCAACUGGUUCGGGAUUUUAAAUGGUCCUAUUCAUACCAAAAGCAUUAGUUUUAACAGUCGUGCUAUUGAGCACAGAACAAUGCUCACAUUGUGCCGUUUUAUAAAAAACAUACAGGGCUCCUGCUGAGGCCUUAGCGGGUUCUAACAUUAUGCUUUGGUUCUCUCCUUUGAACACUGUGGGCGGGGCCUCUCUCCAAGGUCCUCAGCCUAGGGCGCAGCUCACGCUGAUAGACCGGCUUUGAGUGGAAUCUACUUAUUUCUGCCUUUUGCCCUGUACAGUUCCCAUUGCGUUCUCCCAUUGUGAUAUUCUUAGAAAUACACAUAAUGUUGUCCAUGGUGCCAGUGGAAAUUGUGUAUUUUAGAUAAAGUACUCCCAGCCAGGAGGCAGACUCUGCCAUCAUUCUGUUAAACUGCACUUUGAUUCUAUGCUGGGUUCUUCCAUGGAGAAAUAUGAGGCUUCUGUGCUUGUCCCUGCCAGAUCGGGAGAGCCCCAAAAGUAGGGCCAUACCUUCCAUGCCCAUUCCUCCAUCUUGCCCCUCUCUGUCUCCUUCCUG
Loxodonta africana (African savanna elephant) is the source of this 5124-nucleotide messenger RNA. It is a transcript of the gene SHROOM1, whose product is annotated as shroom family member 1. The transcript is spliced from 8 exons. The record is from RefSeq and is a predicted model, not a curated record. Gene Ontology annotation, cellular component: adherens junction; apical junction complex; cortical actin cytoskeleton. Gene Ontology annotation, biological process: actin filament bundle assembly; cell morphogenesis. Lineage: Eukaryota; Metazoa; Chordata; Mammalia; Proboscidea; Elephantidae. The coding region runs from base 492 to 3050 and encodes 852 amino acids. Gene Ontology annotation, molecular function: actin filament binding.